AUGGAUAAUAAAACAGAACAUGUUAAGAAAGUUGUUAUUAAUGGACAACAUGUGAAUGACUUUAAUUGUGCAAUUUGCCACGAAGUGUUUGAAAACCCUAGAUAUUUACAGUGUAAUCACUCAUUCUGUCUCAAGUGUAUUAUUCGCUAUAUCAGGGAAAAACGGCGUGAAAACUGUUUCGCAACGAAUUUCUACUGUCCAUUAUGUCGACAAAAUAUAUGCAUUUCAUUGAAGCGUCUGAAAAAUGUAAUAUACUUGGACAAAGUUGAAGAGGAUGACGUGAAAAACAUAUUUCCCAAAAACAUAGCACUUGCAAAUGCUACGGAGAAUUUAAACAUUGAACUGGAAUUCUGUACAGAACAUCCGAACAAAGUCUACGAAUACUUCUGUAAGGAUCAUGGAAUUUUAUGCUGCAGUAAGUGUAUUUUUAAAUCACAUCGUAACUGCAAACGUGUCAUUGAUAUAGAUGAGUGUGAUCAGCAAACAUUCGGAACUCUUUUGUAUGACUCGCAGUUUGCAAGUUACAAGAUUGCUUCUCUAGAAAGCACAAGACAGAAGACAUGCAGUUCUUUAGAAAGAUUGAAAUCAGAUGUAAUAGAUGUUAUCACGAAGACCCAAGAUAAGGUGAACGAGAUUGCACAUGACGAAAUUAAAAAAGCUAAACAGCAGUAUGAUCCACCGCCAAAAGCAGUUCCUUACGGAUUCGCGUGCAAUAGGCGAGUUUUUAUUUCAGAAAUACAAAAGACAUCAACAAGAAACACCGAUUUCAACAAAAAUAAUAUAACCAAUAGUUUAGAAGCAAAAUUAGCAAUGCAUGUACAUGAUGUCAGAGCUAGCAUCAAGAGGAAGGUUGAUUCUGCAGGGUUCGAUAGCUGUGCGGCUACGGUAGCAAAGCGUCCGAUGCAAAUUAACGGUAGAGUGUCCAGAUAUACUGAAUUGAAACGAAAAAGCCUUCUACGUAUUUGCGAUUAA
Messenger RNA from Mercenaria mercenaria, 972 nucleotides. Its product is annotated as tripartite motif containing 13-like. NCBI's taxonomy places the organism in Eukaryota, Metazoa, Mollusca, Bivalvia, Venerida, Veneridae. Gene Ontology annotation, molecular function: zinc ion binding. The record is from RefSeq and is a predicted model, not a curated record. The coding region runs from base 1 to 972 and encodes 323 amino acids. The transcript has a single exon.